AUGACCACAUAUGAGAAGAUAGUUAAAGGGGCCACCAAGGUCAAAGUGGCGGCUCCCAAACUGAAAUACAUCGAGCCGAUUCUAUUGGCGACUCUGGUCCACCACCCUACAGAAGUGGAAAACUUCAAUACCAUCAUGAGGACUUUACAGAUAAGGCUCCGGGAUAGCGCUUGGUCGGUGGUUUAUAAGGCUUUGAUUGUGAUACACAUCAUGAUUCGGGAAGGUGAUAAGGAUUUCACCCUUAAAUACAUUGGUGAAAGAAUGCCAAAUUUAUUAAGUUUAGAUCAAUCCUCGAUUUCCCGGAGCACUGGGAUGACUAGUGAUGUCAAAUUCAUCUUGAAGUAUUCAAAAUACUUACAGACCCGAGUGAAGCAGUACCAUGCUACAAAAACAGACUAUGUUAGAGAUGAAAGAUCUAAUAAUAGUACCGACCAAACAGGAGGAAGAUUGAGAUUCUUAUCGGUUGAAAGAGGGUUGUUGAGAGAGUCCGAAAGUGUCCAAAAGCAAAUCGACUCGCUCUUGAAGAACAACUUCAUGGAGAAUGAUGUUAACAACGAUGUGAUAUUGACGUCUUUUAGGUUAUUGGUAAAUGAUCUUUUAGCAUUGUUUCAGGAGUUGAAUGAGGGUGUUAUUAAUCUCCUAGAACAUUAUUUUGAAAUGUCCAAGGUUGAUGCCGAGAGAGCCUUGCUCAUCUACAAAAAGUAUGUGGACCAGACUAAGUAUGUGGUUGAUUAUUUGAGAGUUGCAAAGCAUUUGGAACAUUCCACCAAACUUCAUGUUCCUACCAUUAAGCAUGCGCCUACCGCGUUAACUUCAUCAUUGGAAGAGUACUUAAAUGAUCCAAACUUUGAGGACAAUAGAAGACAGUAUCUCCUUGAGAAGAGCUUAAAGAAAGACGCCAGUUCUCCAUCCAAAACUCCUAGUAUUUUACAGAGACCACCAGCGCAAUCUCAGGCUCCGGUUCAGGCUAUCGCGCAGACUCAAAAUGGUCAGGCUAAUAAUGGUAAUGGUGUGGGGCUUCAACGUUCAAACACUCUCAUUGUGCAACAGAGCACCUUCAAUCCAUGGGAGCAACAACUUCAACAGGUGUACCAUACUGGUGGGGUGGUUUCCAUGGCUCCUAUUCAACAGGGUCAAACUUUCCAGCCUCAACAGACGUUCCAGGCUCAGCCAACUUUCCAGCCUCAGCAGACGUUCCAGCCUCAGCCAACUUUCCAAGCCCAACCAGCUUUCCAGGCCCAACCACAGGUUGCUCAACUGAACUCACCCUUUGCUCAAACCCUGGGUCCUCUGUUGAACCCAGCAUUUACCGGCAAUGGCUUUGGUGGAUAUGGUCCUCAACAAACCGCCCAACCGCAAGUUCAAGUGCAAUCUACGGGUAACAAUCCAUUUUUGCAAAGUAUGGCUACGGGGAACCAGGUUGCUCCACCGCAGAAUCAGCAACCAUUUGUGCCCCAAUCGAUCCAGACUCAACCAUUUGCGCAACAGACCCAGGCUCAGCCAUUUGUGCAACAGCCACCCCAACAGUUCCAGCCACAAUAUACUCAGCAGACUCAACCUCAACCACUUCAUCCCCAAAGCACCAAUCCUUUUGCAUCCAUGACUGGCAACGGCAGAGCUCUGUUUAUUGCUCGCGACCACACUGCGAACCCUUUUGCAAACAGUAGAUUUUCGGGAGAAAGCAACACCACUGCUCUCACGUUUGGAGGAUCUCAACAAAAGCAAGAGCCUAUUAGAGCCACUGCUACUGGGUCCAAUCCGUUUAAGGUUUCUGAAACCACCUCAUCAUUAUUCAAACAAGCAGAAAAUCAACAUAAUCAACCAGCUCCCCUCCGUCCUCAAGCUACAGCCGGAGGUUUAGAAAACUUACCUUCCAUACCUGUGUUUCCGGAAACGCAGCGAGAACAGCAGAAACAACAGACGUUGAAUAAUGCACAAAUGUCUCUCCAUGCGGCAGCUCAGCAGCAGCAGGCUGGAUUUCAGCAACAAUUCCAACCACAGUUCACGCAGCAGUUCACACAGCAGUUUCCUCAGCAAGGUCUGUUCCCCGGUCAAUCAAUGCAACAAGCCCAACCCAUACAGCAGAGUGUUUAUGCCAAUAACACCUACAAUGGGCCAAGCUUGAUUUAG
Messenger RNA from Yamadazyma tenuis ATCC 10573, 2130 nucleotides. RefSeq lists its product as uncharacterized. Lineage: Eukaryota; Fungi; Ascomycota; Pichiomycetes; Serinales; Debaryomycetaceae. The record is from RefSeq and is a predicted model, not a curated record. Gene Ontology annotation, molecular function: SNARE binding; clathrin heavy chain binding; 1-phosphatidylinositol binding. Gene Ontology annotation, biological process: clathrin-dependent endocytosis; clathrin coat assembly; vesicle budding from membrane. Gene Ontology annotation, cellular component: clathrin-coated pit; clathrin-coated vesicle.